AUGGUCAUCUCAGGAGCCUACAUACCUGGAUGUAUUUCUUCUACAAGUUCUUCAGGAUCUGAAAUUCUCCCCAUCAAAACUUACUUUAAUGGGAAUUCUGUUUCCUUGGGUGAGGGGUGUACAGCAAACAAGAAACUAGAAUGGAGAACUAGAAUGGACGAUACCAAAGUGUGGUCCCUGAAGUAUCAGCAACUUCUCCACAUACAGGGGCAUGAUUUUUCAUUGAGACCAGGAUUUGGAGAUGAAUAUUACACAUUAAAACUCACUGGUCUCCCAGUGCCAGUAGGUAUAGACGAUGAAAGUGUUGACAGCAUUUCAGAAGCUGACAUGGAUUUUACAAUGACUUUUUAUCUCAGGCAUUAUUGGAAAGACGAGAGGCUCUCCUUUCCUAGCACAACAAACAGAAGCAUGACCUUUGAUCAUAGGCUAAUCAAAAAGAUCUGCAUCCCAGAUAUCUUUUCUGUCCAUUCUAAAAGAUCCUUCAUCCAUGAUACAACUAGGGACAUCAUGCUGUGAGUUCAUCCUGAUGGCAAUGUCCUCUUCAGUCUCAGGAUAACAGUUUUGGCCAUGUGCUUUAUGGAUUUCAGCAGGUUUCCUCUUGACAUCCAAAACUGUUCUCUCAAACUGGAAAGCUAUGCUUACAAUGAGGAGGAUCUAAUGCUAUACUGGAAACAUGGGAACAAAUCCUUAAAUACUGAAGAACAUGUUUACCUUUCUUAAUUCUUCAUUGAGGAGUUCAGUGCAUCCAGUGGAUUAGCUUUCUAUAGCAGCACAGGUUGGUAUUAUAGGCUUUUUAUCAACUUUGUGCUAUGAAGGUAUAUCUUCUUUGUGCUGCAAACCUACUUCCCAGCGUUGAUGGUGAUGCUGUCAUGGGUUUCAUUCUGGAUUGACCGAAGAGCUGUUCCUGCUGGAGUGUCCCUGGGAAUCACCACAGUGCUGACCAUGUCCGCAAUCAUCACUGGCAGUGCCUCCAUGCCCCAGGUGUCCUAUGUCAAGGCAGUGGAUGUAUACUUGUGGGUCAGCUCCCUCUUUGUGUUUCUGUUGGUCAUUGUCUAUGCAGCUGUGAAUUACCUCACCACAGUGGAAGAGCAGGAGCAAUUCAAGAAGAAAGGAAAGAUCUCUGGAAUGUACAAUAUGGAUGCGGUGCAAACCGUGGCCUUCAGCUGUUACCAUGACGGCGAGACGGACAUGGACCAGAAUUCCUCUUGUGUCCACUCUGAAGAGGACUGUAUGAGAGGGAGAUCCACAGCAUCCAGCACAAAGUCAUCUCGGAUAAAGACAAGAAAAUCCCUGGAAGGAAUCAUCCUGAAAAACAACCAUGCCAUCGAUACCUAUUCUAGAAUUUUAUUUCCCAUUGUAUAUAUAAUCUUUAAUCUGUUUUACUGGGGUUUAUAUGUAUGA
Messenger RNA from Fukomys damarensis (Damara mole-rat), 1401 nucleotides. RefSeq names its product gamma-aminobutyric acid type A receptor subunit rho3 (gene Gabrr3). Lineage: Eukaryota; Metazoa; Chordata; Mammalia; Rodentia; Bathyergidae. The record is from RefSeq and is a predicted model, not a curated record. Gene Ontology annotation, molecular function: neurotransmitter receptor activity; GABA-A receptor activity; extracellular ligand-gated monoatomic ion channel activity. Gene Ontology annotation, cellular component: GABA-A receptor complex; neuron projection; synapse. Gene Ontology annotation, biological process: monoatomic ion transmembrane transport; regulation of membrane potential; nervous system process.